Molecule: messenger RNA, 449 nt
Organism: Lobosporangium transversale
Lineage: Eukaryota; Fungi; Mortierellomycota; Mortierellomycetes; Mortierellales; Mortierellaceae
Product: cytochrome c oxidase, subunit VIb
Exons: 3
Coding region: 69-317 (82 amino acids)
Cellular component (GO): respiratory chain complex IV; mitochondrion
Source: RefSeq, a predicted model, not a curated record
CCAUCAUCCAUUUUUGAAUCAAUCCGAUAAUCACUUUCUUUCCACGGAACAAACAAUCAUCCUUCGCCAUGUCUGACAACGCUGAGAUCAAGAUUGAGACUGCUCCUUUCGACGCUCGUUUCCCCAACACCAACCAGAGCAAGCACUGCUGGCAGGCGUAUGGUGAUUAUUACAAGUGCAUCAACGCUCGUGGCGAGGACUUUGCUCCCUGCAAGGAUUUCUACAAGGUCUUCAAGAGCAUCUGCCCCAAUGACUGGGUCUCCAAAUGGGAUGAGCAGCGUGAGGAGGGUACUCUCCCUUUCAAGAUCACUGUUUAAAGGAUCAUGAAAUAAUAAAAAAAGAAAAGAAAAAAGCUUUCCCCAAUAUUCAUUCAUAAACCUUUCACUCCUCGACCCAAGUUCUCUCAAAAUUAGAAGAAAAAAAAUGGUAAAAAAGCGUUAAAUGACGGA